Poecilia latipinna (sailfin molly) is the source of this 965-nucleotide messenger RNA. RefSeq names its product occludin-like. Gene Ontology annotation, cellular component: apical plasma membrane; bicellular tight junction; cytoplasmic vesicle. The record is from RefSeq and is a predicted model, not a curated record. The transcript is spliced from 3 exons. Bases 17 to 313 code for a protein of 98 amino acids. Gene Ontology annotation, biological process: bicellular tight junction assembly. Lineage: Eukaryota; Metazoa; Chordata; Actinopteri; Cyprinodontiformes; Poeciliidae.
UUUAUUUCCACCCAUUAUGGAUGAGCAAGAGCGUCUAAGCUACAAAAGAGAAUUUGACCGAGACCAUCUUGAAUACAAGAGCCUACAGGCUGGGAUGGAUGGUUUAAACCAGAACCUAGCUGACCUGGAAGGAGACUUGGACAGGCUCCCUGAGGGGAGCCCACAGUAUCUGGAUGUCUUGAAUGAAUACACUCAAGUCAAAAGCUUCAAGAAGUCCCCAGAUUACCAGAUGAAGAAGAGGAAAUGUAAAUAUCUGAAAUCCAAACUGUCACACAUCAAGACCAAAAUCAGUGAAUACGACCGCCGCCCCUGAACAUUCUCCUGUGACUUACUUCAGUUGAAGCAUAUUAUUUAAUCUCUGAAUGAAGGAUGUCUUAACCAAGCCUGCCACUAUAUUCUCACCACAAGAAAUGACUAAGAGAGUAUAGUUUUGUAUUUUUGCAUUAAGAAUACUUUCCAAAUUCAAUUGCUGUGUAUAAAAUCUGUUGUAUCUAGCUAUUAAUCUGCAUCCAUAUAUUGGCUUAUUUUAUUCUUUAAUGUCAUCUUUCUUUCUACAUGACAUUCUAAAGCUAGCUUUUGCAUACAGUAAAGUUUUAAUGCAUGAAUUUGUUAUCCAUAUUAUAUGAUUGUUUUGGAAUUUGAGAUUAAAUCUUUUUAGGUGUUUUACAGUACUUUCUUUGGAUACAUGUCAAUAAUGGAGCAGCAGCUUGCUGGAAAAUGAAGUUAUACUUUGUGAUUGUUGAUGCAUCUCUGGCCUAUCAAGUGUUUUUCUUACUGUACUAAAUUGAAUUGCAUUUGAACAACUACCAUAUGAUUUUGAUUUUGUUGUUGCUGGGGCGUUCUUUAAUUGACAUAUCUCUAGGAUUUUCAUCUCUGCAACGUAAACGGCAUUGUGCACAAUAAAACGUCGUAUUAAUUUGUACUGGGAGUUUUAAAUAAAAAUGUCAUUAAUGGGCUGUCACGGA